UUGGCCGCCGCAGCGCCGCCAAUCGGCUCACGGUGGAAGGAGGGACUUUGUGGAGUGCUGCGUUGGUGGAUGCUUUACAGUCAGACAGCGGGACCGGGGACUUGAAGAAAAUCACUUUUUCGGGGAUUUUUCAGAAAAACACGCAGGCUAUUUCUUUUCUUUUUUUUUCUUUCCACCCAGACGACAUCACGCGGCAAGACAGACCCGAUCGACGGCCAUGAAGAACCCCGUGUACUGGGCUGUGCUGGGCGGCAUGGCCAUCCUGCUGAUGGAGCAAGGCUUGCCCGUCCGCAGCCAAGGGGACUCGCAGUCCGACAACAAAGUGAUGGACAACAUCACCGUCCGACAAGGGGAGACGGUCUUCCUCAGGUGUGCGCAGGGGGACGUCGUCACACACACGGCGUGGCUGAACCGCUCGAGUAUACUGUACGCCGGCGAAGACAAAUGGUCGGUGGAUCCCCGGGUGAGUCUGGUGACCCUCAAUCAAGAGGAGUUUACCAUCAAGAUUGAGAACGUGGACAUGACGGAUGAGGGCCAGUACGUGUGCGCCGUGCAGACCAGCAGUCGACCGAGAACCACCUCGGUGCACGUCCUCGUCCAAGUGCCACCGAAGAUCAUCAACCUGUCAAGAGACAUCGUGGUAAAUGAAGGCUCCAACGUCACCCUCAUGUGCCAAGCCAGCGGUAAACCUGAGCCUUCCAUCACCUGGAAACUAAUCUCCCCUUCAGCGGACCUGGCGUCAGACGACGAGUACCUGGAAAUACCAUCCAUCACCAGGCAGAGAGCUGGGACGUACGAAUGCACGGCUGUCAACGACAUUGACGCAGACGUUCAGACUGUGGACAUCACUGUCAACUAUGCUCCGACCGUGUCAGAGGGCAGAGACGUCGGAGUGACUCUGGGCCAGAGGGGAGAGCUGGAGUGUGAAGCCGACGCGGUGCCUGUUGCCGACUUUGAGUGGUAUAAAGACGACAGAAGGAUCUUCAAUGGCUUCGAAGGGAUGGAGUUUGUGAACACUGCGUCACUGUCCAGGCUGAUGUUUUUUAACGUGUCUGAAGGAGACUACGGCAACUACACCUGCGUCGCCAUCAACAAACUCGGGAGCUCAAACACAAGUUUCCUUCUGUAUGUGGUAAUUGAACCCACUAGCUCAACGCUAUUGCAAGGACCGAGAGCAGUUCAGGACGGCAGCGGCGGCGCGAUGGGAGUGCGCUCACACACCUGUCUCCUCCUCCUCCUAGUGUUUCUUCCCUUCCUGCUCCGAUUUUGAAGAGGAAUGGAUUCGAGCAAAAGUGUGUGUGUGUGUGUGUGUGUGUGUGUGUGUGUGUGUUUUUUCGUUUUUCAACCAGAACCAUAAACUCGUGCACAGUGAGUGCAUGUCGUACCAAGCUACGUAAUGAUAUUGACACAUUCCAUAAGUACAUAACAUUUUGUUUUGGUUUGUUCUGUUAUUGAAUUUCUUUUAGCUACUUUAGUUUCUUUUUUUUAGGAUGUAACAGAUGUUUCACGUCUUAACUGAAUAUGUUGGAUAUUUUUCCUCUGUAAAUUAUAGUUUUGUGUAUUGUCUCUUUCCCGGAAAAAAAAAAGCCCAACAUUUUGAGGCAUCUCAUGUGCAAAUGGACUUGAAUUAAUUUUUAACCACAAUGCAUAUUCAUCUUAACUCCAGGAAAAGGCAAAUUUACAGUAGUACGAGAGGUGAAUGUUAAAUACCUCAAAGUCAACGGAGACAGUGAAACAGACGGAAUUGAGGCUACCCUGAGGCGGAGAGCCUGGUAUUAUCAUAUUUUAGUGUAUAAUAAUUAUCAUUCAGUCUGGUUGUUGAAAGCGAAAUUGUUUUUGACCUUCAUGUAUUUUCUGUUCCCAGCAUUAUAGUGAUUAUACUUGCUGUUGUGACAUGUUAAAAUUUCAAUUUGAUUUUUUGCAGUUUUAUUUCGUUUUUUUUAAAAUAUUGGAUAAGGGAAAAUAUGAAGCUGUAAUUAUUUAGGACAGAUAUCCUAGUUUUAAUGUCUUUGUUGUAUGUUCAUUUUUUCUUGUUUACCAGUACAGUAAUGGUGUCAAGAAUAAUUAUAUUAUAAUUAAGUAGUGAAAAUGGAGGGAGAGUCAAUGUCUGACUCGAGUAAUGCAAAUGUACUAAUGCUGUCGCUACUCGUUUGAACACCAUGCAGUUUCUACACAACACGGAUGUUUGAGAAAAUGCUCCAGUUCAUGUUCCUAAACCAGCGCUGGAAGGUUACGGACCACUCAGUAUGAUCACGAUGACGGAAAAAUAAACACUCUGCAUGCAUCUAGACACCAAUAACCCAAAGACUUUAGGAGUUUACACAGUAUCAUACAUCACCCGCGUGGUUUCCUCGUCGCGGCACCGCACUAAAAGACACAAUCACUUUUUCCAUGAUAUUGUCGUGUUUUAACAUGAGGGUAAUCUGGGAGGGGGAGGGGGGAGGACUAAAAUCAAUGACACCUUUAAACCAAAAUGUACAGUGUGUGGGUCGUGACUUUGAAAUGUCACACUGGACAUGACAUUUCCAGGUUUUAUUGAAAAGAGAAAGGGCCGUACAGCGCGUGAGCCUGUUGCAAUAACCUCGAUCAAUCAGAGGUCUGAGCGAAAACAACGGCUCCGCCUGCUCUCAUCGUUUAGUACACGGCUGGCGGUGUGUGAAAAAAAGAAAAGAGGACAGGCUCUGUGAGGAAACAUCAUGGGGACGGAUCAGUGCUGACAGAGCAUCACAGGCCGUGAACAGACGACACACACCCCCGUUACCUUGUUUCUGCCGAGUGUGCGGAUUUUGUGCGACAGUCGGUAACCUCCCACCAUGCGAGAGCGAGAAUUAAAGCCGGCGUCUUGUGUGUCUCUUGUGUUGCCGAGUGAUUCACACCGCCUGCCAGAGCGCACUCGGGCCCCGCCGCCGGCCCCCUGGCCCCGGAAAAGAGCCGAGUGGCGACGACAAAAUGGGCAGAAUUUGGUGUUCGGCUACAGGUUUUAGGUUUUUUAUUUAAAUUUACAUUUGUGCGAUUCCAUUGACACGACAUGGAGCAGUAACGCUGAGUCGAAACAAAUUAGAGUGUGUGUCUGUUCAGUGGUGGGGCGAUGAUGCGCUUCUUAUAAUCUAACAGCUCUGAUUGAGUGUGUUUUCACGUGCGGUUCAUUUUUAAGCGGAUACAAAGCUCGGUCGACGCCGAGCGAGGAAGAGCCACUGGUCUAUGUUCUGUUCACCUUCAGCUUUUUUGUCUCCCUCUUUCUCGAAAAGAAAGUUCAAAUCUUAUUUCCCUGGAUUGCUAAUGGCUCUGGCGAGCGUCAGUCCGUCAUCCAUGCGCGCGUCAUUUUUUUUUUUGGGAUAACGAGGUUUGUGUCCAUCGAUGUGAAAAAAAAGAGCCGACGUGCAAAAUCGAGAAGAAAAAAGGCAGGAAACAGACGGGGCCGUUAUUGAUAUUGAUCAGGGUAAUCGUCAGCUGAAUCCGACAGGCUAAUCACCGUUUUGUUUUCGCGCAUGAGACGGAGAGAGAGACAGAACCUGCAGAAACGCCGUUCGCGGUAAUUAUUCCACCCUCGAAGGAUGGCGCGGCCCAUCCCACUUCCUCGCGAGGCCGCAGUCGGCCCGCACCCGGAGGACGUGUGUGCUGGAGAUCCAUCCCGCAUGGUCCAGUGUGAAGUGACUGCUGUUGAAAUGCACAAGCAACCAAAACCACACCACACUUUGAAAAGUUGAAAAAUAACUGAAUGUGAAUUACGCCUGGAAAUAUCUCACUGACACACACACACACACACAUGCGUCCCACAAAUUCUGCUUGGGUAAAACACUUCAUUCUAUAUACGUAUAUAUAUUAUUAUUAUUAUUAGCAUUUUUCGCCCACAUAUUUUGAUGAACAGCCAAGCACACAUUGUAAAAACUGGGUCAUUUAUUUUUAUUUCCUGUUUUCUGGGGGUUUUUUCUGUACUACCUCUGAGCAGUCGUUCAGCUAAAUGUCCAAUAAGUUCAUGGCACAGCAAUUAUCACAUGGAAGUAAGCAUAGGUCCGGUUGUGGACGUGAAUAUGUUCGCACUGCGGCGACAGUGACGCUCAGACAGCAGAAUGUUUAUGCAGUUUAUUGCUUGGUAAUUGUGAUACUGUCUUUUUUCUUUUUUUUAAAAAAAUAUAAGUUCAAAAUGCAAUAACAGAAAAAAAAAAAAUAGUUUCAGGCCAAGCACAGCAUCACCGAGGACAGACCCAUGUAAGAGCUUAACUUUAGAGAAAAGAUGAAUUUGUACAAACCGGCAGGGCUGCUGGCAAAAUAUAACACGUAAUGCUUUCUCCUAGGUAAGGAUUUUUUGAGUAUAUAACCCGAGGUGUGGAGUUGGUUGUACAGCUGACUGACUUAAUAACCCUAAUAAUCCACUCAAUAAUAGCACUGCCAUAUGGCCACUCUGGCAGCGAUUCAGAACGGAGACUGCGCUGAGCAGAAACUGAUUAAAAAUGAACCCCACUAACUGUUAAUACUCAGCAACAAUCUUGUUCAUCAACCGCCACGAGACCCGUGGUCACGGACGCAAUGUUGCACACUGAGCUGAAGAAGCAGUAAAGGGGCGGAGAGCAGUCGGGGCGGGGAUCUGCGGAUGAAACCCUCCGCCAUUUUUCCGGCGGAGACGGGAAGCGGUCGGCACCUGUCAGAUCACUGCUGGAAAUCCCGCUGGAUCACGUCUCCGGAAGUUUUGGCCUUGGUCGGAGCCGCGUGCAUCCGGAAAAAAAGGGAAAGAAUCGCCUUCAUUUGCUUGAUCUGAAAUCCCCGCUGUUCCAGUGUGGAGAAAGCCUGAAAUCCUUUGCCGGCUGCUUCUUUAAAGUCUGCGGAAAAAGGAAAACCAGAGAUGAGAUUCUAAACAAAUUGUACGUGUGGGGGAAAAUGAAUAAAUACAGUUAAAAUAUUUAAGAGUUGGCUGUAAAUUGUGGUCAGGAUUUUUUUUUGCGCGGGCCACAAUGCACUUGAACCACACUUAACCACACAACCCCUCACCUAGAACAAUAAUCUUAUGAAAAAAAAAUGGCAUCAGUAGUUCUCUGAUUGAUUUUGGGAGUAGCCACAUUAAUAAAGAGCUGAGGUUCACCUCUGACACCCGCCUCUGCAGCAACCAUUUGACUCCGGGUAGUUAAAACGAACCCGCCGACAUCCGGCACCGUCGUCCGCCGACGAGGGAAGCUGCCUUAUGUGUGUAUGAUUUUACGUUUGCGUGUUAAAGGCAAACACGAAAGUGACACCUGACAUUACCCAGACUUUAAGGGUAGUGACAUCCUGUCCAUGCGGCCGAGCUUUUCAGGACUUUAAAUGCAGUAAAAAGCUCAACACAGAUUAUUUCUCCCCAUGCUGUGGGCUUUUGAACGGCGUCAUUUCACAUCACCGCGAUGUGUUAAAGCGAACGCCAUGGCGGAUAACAUACCUCUUUCAUUUUUUUUUGGGGGGGGUGGGGGGCAACAUCCUUGACUUCACAUUCUUUCCGCAUGGCAUUAAAAAAAAAAGGGCAGCCUCUGUGCCGUCUGAUUAGAGCGAAUGCAAAUGCGCCGAAACUCCCACCAAGCUUGACUUGAAAAAAAGUCAAACUUCUAAUGAUAAAACCAAGCAACCCGGGGAGAGGAUGUCGAAGAUACACAAGUCAAAUAUUUCCGAUCCGCCCCCAGUUCGCCUCGGAAACUGCACUGAAAAGGGCCUGAAUACACAUGAAUUUCCUCCUGUUUCUGUCUGACUCCAGUCGGCCAAUUCUGAAUCACAGCCCAUGAAGGCUUAUAUUUUGGCAGUAGCGCUGCAUAUUUAUGUUGAUACGACCAAUUCCACUGUCUGUUUGAAGACUGCAUAGGGAUUGCGGGGCACAUUCUUUCUGUCGACCCAAUCAACAGUGGUCCAGUUGGUAAAAAAAAAUAUUGAAAAAGCUAUGGGUAUAUUUCUCCUACUUGUCUCCGGGUGUGCAAGGCAAGAGAAGCAGAGCAGUCUUUGAACAGAAUUUGAUACCGUUUAAGAAAAUAAUGACUGAGCCCCUGCCAGAUAGUACUAUUCAUUUUCGGUGUCGUAACAUUUGUGUGAUUUGCAUUGCAGUCCGGAAGAGCUACCAAUUUUUGGGGUUUGUGAACCUUGGUUGGACACGAAAAAUCGAAAACCUUUGUCUGAGCGGCCGGGGGGAAGAUUGUAGUGGACGCAUGGAGUCGUCUCAUCGCCUGAUGGGAUUUAUUUUGGACGAUUCACAUGAAAUGCAAUUCUGCCCCUUUUGCCUGGCUACGAGUUCACAGAGCAGAGAACGGACUGUUCCCAAGUGGAAGGAGACGUCAUGCCGAUCGACUCCCUGCAUUGUAAAGGAUUGUUGGUUCAUAUGUAUUUCCUUGAUGACAAGUGUGUGCUCAUAUUUAAGACUGAUAAUAAUAAAAAUGUUGUAUCAUAA
Molecule: messenger RNA, 6397 nt
Organism: Scophthalmus maximus (turbot)
Lineage: Eukaryota; Metazoa; Chordata; Actinopteri; Pleuronectiformes; Scophthalmidae
Gene: ntm
Product: neurotrimin
Exons: 9
Coding region: 218-1270 (350 amino acids)
Cellular component (GO): neuron projection
Source: RefSeq, a predicted model, not a curated record